AUGGUAGUUGUACUGACUGUCUCUGUCUCUCUUCUGUCCAGGGUGCAGGUGGAGUUCUAUGUGAAUGAAAACACCUUUAAGGAGAGGCUCAAGCUGUUCUUCAUCAAAAACCAAAGGUCAAGUAAGUAGAGUACAGCACAGAGAAGUACAGUACUGUCACAACAUAACAAGGAAGUCAGAGACCUGGAAACGAGAAUAAUAAUCACUCUUAUCUAAUGCAGGGAGAUAACGUAAGUGAUAAGGUGCAUUGCAUAUCCAAUUUCAGCUCCAGUCAGGGUUUUCAAUUAGUUGUCGCUGUAUCUGCAUACCAUGUAAGUGUGUAAGGAGGACAAUGCUUUAGGUUUUUUGUUGAGGGAGAGGGUAUUAUCAUUUCUUAUUAGGACAUAAGGCAGUGGUACAGUAGGCUCUUUAAAAAAUACAUUAUACCUGUCCAACUUGCCAUGUACAAUGCCCAAUGUGUGUGUUAGACAUCAGUCUUCAGUCUGUGUGUGUGUGUGUGUGUAUGUGUGUGUGUGCGCGUGUGUUUGCGUGGUAGGUGCCUGUUUGUGUGUGUGUGCCUGUGUGUGUGUGUGUGUGUGUGUGUCUGUGUGUGUGUGUGGCUGCAGUAUGUUGUUACAGUUUGCAAUGUAUUAGUCAUUAUCGAUGAGCAACUUCCAAUCAGUUAUAGAAAAUAAACAUCAGGGCCAAAUAGAAAUGUCAUGCAAACCCAACUCGUAUAGAGCCUGCUGCUGAGCCAGCAAGCCAUUUACUAUGAUUGUUUUGGCCUGUUCAGUUUAGAACCAUUGUGAAGCGUUGAUGUUGUAACUGUGUCCCCUGGUGAGUUUAUACUGCAAAGAGAUUCAAUGGCAGGCAGGCUUGGAUGAUUGAAAAGUGAACAUUGUCUUUGUAAGGCAACUAGCACCAUCCUCUGACUUACAUGUGUAUCUGCAGCCAGGCAAGUUGUGUGUGAUUGUCCAUUUGUGUGUGUGUGUGUCAAUGUGUGUGUUCAGCCUUGUGCAAAGGCAGUGUUGUUGUAAUGCCUUUACUGUCACCAUACUCUGGGUUGUGUUUUCUUCCUCAAUUAUCAUAAUAAUUAAUCGUCUAUUCCACUGCUUUAUAUACCUGCCACAACAUACAGCAUUCAAACAUGACCUCCCCCACAGGUUGUCAUAGUUGUUGAACCCUCUCUUUAAUCCCUACUUCAAAGCAGUGACACCUGUGCUGUGUUGUUGCUGGGAGCUGUGUGUGAAAAAGAUGAGUCAGGGUAAAUCAGAUGUGAAGGCUUGCCAGACCAGCAUGAAGCCGUGUUAGUCAUGGCUCUGUGCAUAGACAUAUAUUGUCACUUUAGACUGGUCAGAGAGAGAGCAGAAAGCACAGCCUGGGCACUUAGACAGGUAGGGUUCAGGGGAGGAGAGAUGUCCGGUAGGGUAGAAUCACUGGCUCUGUGCGUAGACAGAUUGUAAUGAAUACUCAGGGAGAAAAAAGGUGUAGAUUCACGCAUUGAGCGCGGCAGGUGUUUAUUUAACCUUUGCAGAAGGCAGGAAUCGUGGUCACAGGCAGGCAAUGGUCCAUACACAGGUAGGCAAACAGGCAGGAGAAUCAAAAACUAGGACUGAAGGCUAUAACUGGUUCUCACAAACGUGCUAGGAAAAGGCUUAGUAGAGUCAAAAUGAACAAUACGUCACAAGGCACAAACAGAAUGAAUGCAACUAAAUAAGGAGCUGAUGAGACCAGGUGAGUAACUAACACAGGUGAAAUCAAUGAACAAAAAUGAAAGACAGGGCUACGUUCAAAAACACAAAGAAACAGGGCUACGUUCAAGAACACAAGGAUGACUAAGAAAAAGAAAUACAGAACCUUACACAGAUAUAGUCACUUUAUUCGGGCCAGAGACAGACAGAGAAGCAAACAGAAGGGCAGCACUCUAACAGGUCAGUUAGAAUAAGUAAUUUUUUUCGGAAAUCUGUAAAGCCUAGUUGAUAUAAUAAAAAUGACCAUUCAGAAUGCCGCAAAUGCACAUGGCAGAGGUAAUUAACAGAGGACAGGCAACAGUGAAAGAGUCUGAUUUUUGCCAUGAUAGAACUGAUUCUGACUGGAAGGCUAAAUGUGCAGCAGUAAUACAAUGUAUUACUGCUCAGUGCAGUAAUACAAAUAUAAUCUUUUUUAUUAAAUUAAGUAUUUCAAAUGUCAUGGUAGGUAUAAACAACAAUUACAUUGAUAACAAAUAUUUUUUAUUACCAAAAUAGCCCUACAUUUUUUUUUCUCCAAACAUGAACACUCACUCAAGUAAUAAAAUACUAACAUCUGCUUGGAUAUCCGGAUAUUCAAUUAACUGUGCCCACCCCUCAUUGGCCCGGGAUAAGGUCAGUUUCCGAGUUAAAAACAAACCUUCUAGACUUGUAUAUCCCUAUACCAAUGUGUCUUGCAUUACAAAAACUUGACUGCAAACAUCAUCCAGAUGUACUAAUAUAGGCCUAAUUAAGCAGAUUCGUUUUUUAUUAGGGGAUAAAUCAGCACAAAUUCAGUUUCUCAUUACCAUAUUAAAUUAUUAAGCUUAAUUUGACCUUUGUUAACUAUAAUCGUUUAAUUCCCUAUUGGAAACAGGUGAACAGAUUUGCUCCCAAUGCAAUUACUUAGUAAAUCUAGCCUUUAGUGUUGUAUUGUGUUUGCUCCCCUGCAGGCCUGAGGAUCCGUCUGUUUAACUUCUCCUUGAAGCUGUUGACGUGUGCCCUUUAUGUCAUCAGAGUGGCUCUGGACGACCCUGAACAGGUCACUGGAGUAUGGUGAGACUCCUACAAUUGUAUCUAUCUCUUACUAGAGUCCUGCUAUUUCACCUCUUACUAAUGACUCACCAUGUAUGCUAAACUGUGAUUUGUCAUUUGGCUGUUGAAUACAUUUACAUUUACAUACAUUUUAGUCAUUUAGCAGACGCUCUUAUCCAGAGCGACUUACAGGAGCAAUUAGGGUUAAGUGCCUUGCUCAAGGGCACAUUUACGUCAUUUAGCAGACGCUCUUAUCCAGAGCGACUUACAAAUUGGUGCAUUCACCCUAUUGCCAGUGGGAAAACCACUUUACACUUUUUUUCUUUUUUUUUUUUUUUUUUUUGGGGGGGGGUAGAAGGAUUACUUUAUCCUAUCCCAGGUAUUCCUUAAAGAGGUGGGGUUUCAAAUGUCUCCGGAAGGUGGUGAGUGACUCCGCUGUCCUGGCGUCGUGAGGGAGCUUGUUCCACCAUUGGGGUGCCAGAGCAGCGAACAGUUUUGACUGGGCUGAGCGGGAACUAUGCUUCCGCAGAGGAAGGGGAGCCAGCAGGCCAGAGGUGGAUGAACGCAAUGCCCUCGUUUGGGUGUAGGGACUGAUCAGAGCCCGAAGGUACGGAGGUGCCGUUCCCCUCACUGCUCCAUAGGCAAGCACCAUGGUCUUGUAACGGAUGCGAGCUUCAACUGGAAGCCAGUGGAGUGUGCGGAGGAGGGGGGUGACGUGAGAGAACUUGGGAAGGUUGAACACCAGACGGGCUGCGGCAUUCUGGAUGAGUUGUAGGGGUUUAAUGGCACAGGCAGGGAGGCCAGCCAACAGCGAGUUGCAGUAAUACAGACUUGUGUGGGUGAUUGGAGACAGAAUACAUACAAACUUUACUGAUUAUGUAUUUUAUUCCUAUUGAUUGAUAAAUGUGGUAUUCAUCCAUGUGGGUAUAGUUUGAUUCAGAGAAUAUAACUUUGACACAGUUGAAAAAAAUAUAUAUAUUUGGUCCAGAUAAAAAAUAUUCAGUUUCUAUGACUUUGAAAUUAGUUUUUAAUCUGUGUGCGUGAGACACAAAGCCUGAAAGAGCAGCGUUGGUGAUGGGGCAGCCUUUCUCUCAGUCUCAGUGUAGUAAUGUGGAAGCAGGAUAUGUUUGUUUGUGUAUCACGCCGCCGGCAGCUCUUAAAGACAUAGUCCCUCUGCCUCCCGGCCGUCACCAUGGCAAAAUACAGUACUGAGUGAGUGAUGGUGACUAUUACCCACAGGAUAUAUUUUUCACCACACACACACUCUCUAAAUGACUUCCUUCCCCCCCACAUUUCCUAUGAAUUUCCUUUGCAGUGUCAACUGUCAGAAUAGAACAAGCACAGCCACAGCAGAAUCCACAGAAAUCACAGAAAUCAACUGGUAAGUUAUUAGGGUCACUGCACAUUGACUUGACCCUGGGCUUUGAAUGUGUUUUGGAUUGUAAUGUGCUCAGCGAAUCCCAUAGCUAUCAGGUGGUGUUUUGGAAUUAGAACUGUCUAACCUAUAUGGUGUAUUUAUAGCCUACUCAAUAAUACUGUUUUGUCUUGUGAAAGGGAGAAUUAGUUUUGUCUAAUAAUCAAUAUACAGUACAUACUGUAUAAUCAAUAAGGUUGUUUUGUCUUGUGAAAGGGAUUUGAUUUUCUGGGUGAACAGAAGGGUUCCUGUCUGGGCGAUACAGGUAAGAGUCACAAACAUAGCUUUGAUUUAUAAAACUGACCUCUCAUGUUUUUCAUUCUACAAUAGCCACACAAUCACUCUGGGCCGAACCCAUAUGCAUACAUAUCCCCAUGAAUCACCCAUUGACACCGAUGUAGGAUUUCACACAGAUUUCAAGAUUCUGUCCUCUCUAUGGCUUUCCUAACAUUUUGGAAUUUUAUCCUUACCAAGAGUCAUCCUAUUGGUACUGUAGUCCAAGUAAAACGGAGCAUCUUAACACUCACAGCAUUUCAACUGAAAACAUUUUACAGCAGGAAGGAUUUUAGAAAAGGAACGACUUUAGAACACAUCUCUCUCAAGUAAUGGAUUGCCUUUGGUGCUGGGGUUAGAUUGCAACCCUGGUAAUAUGAGUCUUCUGUCUGCUCUGCUCCAGGUGACCGUGGCCUUAAUCAGUUUCCUGGAGGCUAUGCUCCUCACAUAUCUCAGCUACAAGGUAUGCCACCUCAGCUCUACUCAGUCAGAGUCAAAUAAGCUAGAAGGAAGUAAUUUCAUUGAGCAGUCCUGAGGCAUGUCUGUGUGAGAUUGCAGUUAAUUGGUGAACUUUCUGGCAAAGUUUUUACCGCGAGCAGUGUGAAUGCACCUUCACUUAGUUCUAACCUGAGCCAGAAGAACAGAUCAUUAAUACACUAUGCCAUUGAUCAAAGCCCUGGAAUCCCAAUGAAUAAAAGAUUAGGUGUCCAUCCUACAUUGAUUUUAUUUCCUUAAAUAUUCCAUUAAUUAAAGUGCUACAGUGCUAAGUCUCUUUGAUGAAUUAGGUGAAGUUUGAUUUACUUCAGGAGGACAAAGUACAUUGGGUUUUAGUUUUAGUUUGUUUUGGCAGAUGGCUCCUAUCCCCAUUUGUUUUAAUGAAUCCUGUUAUUAUGCUAAGUUAUGAGGGCUUGUCAUUACUCCAACGAUAUUGGUGUCCGUUGCUUUGGCAUUCUGACCUAGUCACUAUUACUGUAAUUAGUACACAGACAGAGCCAAUGCCACGGCUAACACUUUGAGCGUUUGCUCUAGUCUACCAGAUGGGGGUUCUACUGCCAGAUGGGCAGGGGUUCUACUGCCAGAUGGACAGGGUUUGCAGUUUUGGCCCUAUUUUAUUGGUUCCAUUGUGCCAGGCAAGCAGUCAAGCUCAGCUAAAGUAUUUGAAAUUAUUUAGAAUAGUGUUUGAACCCAGGUGUGAUUGAUCAUAGGUAUUUUGGCAUUCUGAUCUGGUCACUAUUACUGUAAUUAGUACACAGACAGAGCUAGUACCUUAUUGCCUUGGCUAACACCGCAUUGAUCCUGUUUCUUUGUUCCAGGGGAAUAUCUGGGAGCAGAUGUUCCAGAUCUCCUUCAUCCUGGAGAUGAUCAAUACCGUGCCAUUUAUAAUUACUGUGAGUCUUCUUCCACCUGAUCUCUCACAAACACACACAUGCACACACACACACCUUGUUUUUCACUGUACACCAUAAUAAAUGAUUUCAGUUAAUCUAGACACUUAUUUUUUAUUUAAUUUUUUUACCCCCUUUUUCGCCCCAAUUUUGUGAUAUUCAAUUGGUAGUUACGAUCUUGUCUCAUCACUGCAACUCCCCAACGGACUUGGGAGAGGCAAAGGUCGAGUCAUGCGUCCUCCGAAACAUGACCCACCAAGCCACUCUGCUUCUUAACACCUACUCGCUUAACCCGGAAGCCAGCCGCACCAAUGUGUCGGAGGAAACACCGUUCAACUGACGACUAAAGUCAGCUUGCAGGCACCCCGCCCGCCACUAGGAGUCGCUAGAGCGCGAUGAGCCAAGGAAAGCCCCCCGGCCAAACCCUCCUCUCCUCUAACCCGGACGACGCUGGGCCAAUUGUGCGCCACACUAUGGGACUCCCGGUCACGGCCGGUUGUGACACAGCCUGGGAUCGAACAUCCUUAGACCUCUGCACCAAUCGGGAGGCCCCAGUCUUCUAAUACCAAUGGGCUUCAGGCACGCUGAUAAUGUAUUGGUUUUGAAUGGCUGUGGUCUGAUUGUGAACUCACAGUGCAUGAUCUCCCUCUGACAUUCUCAUCAAGCAUCAGGCUCACAAUGUCCAACAGAGAAAUGGGACAAUAUGCAAAUGAGUUGUUGCCGCCUCCAUGAGGGAUGAGGUGCUGAAAAAUGUAUUAAUUUCAGUCCAUAUCCCACAAGCAUACAAAAAGCAUAGUUUUUGCGGCGUUUAUGGUGUCGAUUUCAGGCUCUCAAGACUUAGGAGUAUGGUAACGCAAGACUAUGAGUAUCAAAAUUUGAUGAUGGGAGCAUAGGCCUACACUGUACAUGUGCAUAUUGCCUUAGGCUCGAGUAUUAAUUCAUUAAAUUGUCUUUUCAGAUCUUCUGGCCUCCAUUGAGAAACAUCUUCAUCCCAGUGUUUCUCAACUGUUGGUUAGCCAAGUGUGCCCUGGAGAAUAUGAUUGUGAGUAUAUGCUAUAACCAUAAGCAGCAGGCAAAACCGGACAAAACUAGUUGCAAUGAUGUCAUUUCAACCAGUUUCGCUCGCGGGGAAUACAUGGGGUUUUCUAUCAAAAUUAUUCAGUUCUAAGAGAUUAUAUACAGUAGUCUACUUGUAGAAUAGCCAAACUCUGUCUGCAUUAUGUGGGAGGACAGUCCAAAGCAGUGGUGGGUAGAAAAUUCCCUAGUUAUAGAGUCAAAAGACACACAGUCAGUUUCCAUUUGUAUUGAGUAAAGCAAACCGUCAAUGAGUGUAGAUUUGAGGCAGAGCCAGCAGCAUCUCUCUGAUGGUUAGAUCCAGGGCUAAGGAGACCAGUGCUGGGAGAGAGAACAUUAACACGGUAUGAAGGGACGUGGUGGUUAGGUAGCUUGAAGAGAUUGAAGGGAGGGGAGAUGGUGGGUAGCUAGUCAGCCAGGCAGAAACAUUAACAAGGUGUGGCAUGGACUGCAUGGUCACUGGUAUAUCUGAGUAAAGGUCAUAUUUACGGAAUGGUUGACUGCAUCAGUAUCAAAGUAACCAGAUAUGUUUGAUAGAGAAAUUAACAGACAGAGAGUCGGUGUAGAUCAGUGGUAUUCAAAGUCGGGGUCGCACCCCCCCCCCCCCAAAAAAAAAUAAAUUAAAAAAUAAUAUAUAUAUAUAUAUAUACAGUGGGGAGAACAAGUAUUUGAUACACUGCCGAUUUUGCAGGUUUUCCUACUUACAAAGCAUGUAGAGGUCUGUAAUUUUUAUCAUAGGUACACUUCAACUGUGAGAGACGGAAUCUAAAACAAAAAUCCUGAAAAUCACAUUGUAUGAUUUUUAAGUAAUUAAUUUGCAUUUUAUUGCAUGACAUAAGUAUUUGAUAUAUCAGAAAAGCAGAACUUAAUAUUUGGUACAGAAACCUUUGUUUGCAAUUACAGAGAUCAUACGUUUCCUGUAGGUCUUGACCAGGUUUGCACACACUGCAGCAGGGAUUUUGGCCCACUCCUCCAUACAGACCUUCUCCAGAUCCUUCAGGUUUCGGGGCUGUCGCUGGGCAAUACGUACUUUCAGCUCCCCCCAAAGAUUUUCUAUUGGGUUCAGGUCUGGAGACUGGCUAGGCCACUCCCGGACCUUAAGAUGCUUCUUACAGAGCCACUCCUUAGUUGCCCUGGCUGUGUGUUUCGGGUCGUUGUCAUGCUGGAAGAACCAGCCACGACCCAUCUUCAAUGCUCUUACUGAGGGAAGGAGGUUGUUGGCUAAGAUCUCGCGAUACAUGGCCCCAUCCAUCCUCCCCUCAAUACAGUGCAGUCGUCCUGUUCCCUUUGUAGAAAAGCAUCCCCAAAGAAUGAUGUUUCCACCUCCAUGCUUCACGGUUGGGAUGGUGUUCUUGGGGUUGUACUCAUCCUUCUUCUUCCUCCAAACACGGCGAGUGGAGUUUAGACCAAAAAGCUCUAUUUUUGUCUCAUCAGACCACAUGACCUUCUCCCAUUCCUCCUCUGGAUCAUCCAGAUGGUCAUUGGCAAACUUCAGACGGGCCUGGACAUGCGCUGGCUUGAGCAGGGGGACCUUGCGUGCGUUGCAGGAUUUUAAUCCAUGACGGCGUAGUGUGUUACUAAUGGUUUUCUUUGAGACUGUGGUCCCAGCUCUCUUCAGGUCAUUGACCAGGUCCUGCCGUGUAGUUCUGGGCUGAUCCCUCACCUUCCUCAUGAUCAUUGAUGCCCCACGAGGUGAGAUCUUGCAUGGAGCCUCAGACCGAGGGUGAUUGACCGUCAUCUUGAACUUCUUCCAUUUUCUAAUAAUUGCGCCAACAGUUGUUGCCUUCUCAACAAGCUGCUUGCCUAUUGUCCUGUAGCCCAUCCCAGCCUUGUGCAGGUCUACAAUUUUAUCCCUGAUGUCCUUACACAGCUCUCUGGUCUUGGCCAUUGUGGAGAGGUUGGAGUCUGUUUGAUUGAGUGUGUGGACAGGUGUCUUUUAUACAGGUAACGAGUUCAAACAGGUGCAGUUAAUACAGGUAAUGAGUGGAGAACAGGAGGGCUUCUUAAAGAAAAACUAACAGGUCUGUGAGAGCCGGAAUUCUUACUGGUUGGUAGGUGAUCAAAUACCUAUGUCAUGCAAUAAAAUGCAAAUGAAUUACUUAAAAAUCAUACAAUGUGAUUUUCUGGAUUUUUGCAGAAAAAAACCUGCAGAAUCGGCAGUGUAUCAAAUACUUGUUCUCCCCACUGUAUAUAUACUGUAUAUACGUUUUUGAGAAAGAUAAUUUGAAAUUAAAUGUUUUUGAGUAAAUGUAUUUAUUGGGUUCUUUUCAUUUUGAAAAUUGAAUUGAAGGUUAUUUGUUGAUGUAAAAAUACAAAUGUACCUUAAGGUUGUGUCAUUAGAUUUAGGGUGGAAUGGGUCCCCAUAAAUUAUGGCAGAAGAAAUGGGGUGCCUGCUGAAAAUGUUUAAAUACCACUGGCGUAGAUAGAUAGGCUGGCUGACCAGCAGACCAACUGACUGACCAACCAAUUUAACAUUAACUCUCCCUCUCACUGUCUUUCUCCUUCCCACUCUCCCUCUAUCCCUCUUUCUCCUCAGAACGAUCUCCAUCGUGCCAUCCAGAGGACCCACUCUGCCAUGUUCAACCAGGUCCUCAUACUUAUCUGCACCCUUCUCUGUCUGGUCUUCACCGGGUAUGUGCCCCCUGAUCCCAGCCCCUUUUCCCGGGAACUAACAAGAGCAGAUGGGAGAGGAGGAAACAACUUUCUGGAAUGAAAUGCACCCCCUGAUAUUAGCCCCUCAUCCCUGAAGCUCCCUGGGACCUUCUCCUCUUAGCACUGUCAUCUUGAGAUGUCAUUAUCCAAUACAGAGAACUAACUGAGGAAGUCAGGCAGAACAGACAGCAGAAUCAAUGGUGUCAUUCUCACUGAUUACACAGAUCAGAGCAGAAGUGUUGUGGUGCAUCGAUCGUGGGGAAAGUAGGAUAUUGAUCCUUAAUCUGCCAGGCUGGAAUUUCUAUGUGGAAGUAGAUGUAUGCCAAAGUCUCUGUUGAAAUAUCAACGGUAAUGAGGCCGGUAGGAGUCAGUAGGUCAUAUUGGCUCAUCACCCUACAAUAUCAAUACAUGAUAUUGUAAUUCACCUUUCUCUUUGUUAAUUCAACGUGCCCAUAUUAGAAUUGAAUCUGUCUUUAUUCAAAUAAACACACUGCUAUUUCCUCAUGCAUAGCCUAGAUCCAGCAUUAUAGUGGUUCUCCAUAACACAGAUUCAGAAACCUACAGCAAUGAGCGUUGAGCGUCUAUGCUCGCAAGAUUACCUUGUGCAAAAUGUUGCCCCCUAAAUGUGAAAUCCCUCUCCUCCUUCCAGGGCGUGUGGUAUCCAGCAUCUAGAGAGGGCCGGGAAGAACCUGACUCUGUUCAACUCUCUGUAUUUCUGCAUCGUCACCUUCUCUACGGUGGGCUAUGGUGACGUCACACCUCAUAUCUGGCCUUCUCAGCUGCUGGUGGUCAUUCUGAUCUGUGUGGCCCUAGUGGUGCUCCCGCUACAGGUAUAACAGUGCUUAUACAAUGGGAAAAUAGCCUAUAACCACAGAUGUUUUUUUGAAAGAUAAUUGAGGCUGAAAAUGAUUUACCCUAAUGUUUCCUGGGUUGACUGUUGAUUGUCCUCAAACACUGUAUCACCACAUUUGAUUCAAGAAUUACCUGAUCAGAGCUGUUUGGAAAUAAUAGCUGUAUACCUGUAGUAGUAACCAUUCAUAAAGUAACAUCCUGAAGGCUAAGACUGCUUGAGCUUUUUUUGGAACUCAGAAAUGAGAACACAUUUUGCAUUUUAAUGAUUUAUCAGACGCUCAUAUCCAGAGCAACUUACAGUUAUUGCAUUCACUAACUGUAAGGGGGUGGUGGGGUUUGAGGUGAGGAGGGGGAUUAUUUAAGAUACUCUUUGAAGAGGUAGGGUUUCAGGUGCUUUCAGAUGAUGUGCAGGGACUCUGCUGUCCUAGCUUCAGGAGAAAGUUGGUUCCACCAUUGGGGUGCCAGGACAGAGAAGAGCUUGGACUGGGCUAAGCGGGAGCUGCCCUCCCAUAGUGGUGAGAGGGCCAAGAGACCAGAGGUGGCAGAACGGAGUGCUCGGGUUGGGGUGUAGGGUUUGAGCCUGAAGGUAGGAAGGGGCCAUUCCUCUUGCUGCUCCGUAGGCAAGUACCAUGGUAUUGUAGUGGAUGCAAGCUUCGACUGGAAGCCAGUGGAGUGUGCAGAAGAACGGGGUACAUGGGAAGGUUGAAGGGGUUUGAUGGCACAAGCGGGGAGCCCAACCAACAGCGAGUUGCAGUAGUCCAGACGGGAGAUGACAAGUGCCUGGAUUAGGACCUGCGCCGCUACCUGUGUGAGGUAGGGUCGUACUAUACGGAUGUUGUAGAGCAUGAACCUGCAGGAGCGAGUCACUGCUUUGAUGUUUGCAGAGAACGACAGGGUGUUGCCCAGGGUCACGCCAAGGUUCUUUACACUCUGGGAGGGUGACACUGUGGAGUUGUCAACCGUGAUGGAGAGGUCUUUGAAUGGGCAGGCCUUCCCCAGGAGGAAGAGCAGCUUCAUCUUGUUGAGGUUGAGCUUUAGUGAGUGGGCCAACAUCCAAGCUGAGAUACUGUAUCUGCCAGGCACGCAGAGAUGUGUGUCGCCACCUGGGUGUCAGAAGGGGGAAGGAGAAAAGUAGUUGAGUUUCAUCCGCAUAGCAAUGAUAGGAGAGACCAUGUGAGUAUAUGAUGGAGCAGAGUGACUUGGUGUAUAGAGAGAAGAGGAGAGGGCCUAGAACCGAGCCCUGGGGGACACCAGUAGUGAGAGCACAUGGUGCAGACACAGAUCAUCUCCACGUCACCUGGUAGGAGCGGCCUGCCAGGUAGGAUGCAAUCCAAGAGUGUGCAGAGCCUGAGACGCCCAGCGCUGAGAGGGUGGAGAGGAGGAGCUGAUGGUUCACAGUGUCGAAAGCAGUGGAUUGAUCUAGGAGUAUGAGAACAGAGGAGAGGGAGUCAGCUUUGGCAGUGUGGAGAGCCUCCGUGACACAGAGAAGAGCAGUCUCGGUUGAGUGACCCGUCUUGAAGCCUGACUGGUUAGGGUCAAGAAGAUGGUUCUGAGAGAGAUGGUGAGAGAGUUGAUCAGAGACAGCACGCUCAAGUGUUUUGGAAAGAAAGUAAAUAAGGAUUUCACACAGCAGCAACCCUCCUCAUUAAGCCUUUUGAUAUGUUGCCAAAAUCCCCACAGUAUACAUUAGCUAAUGAAUAGAAUAUAUAGAAAUCCAUUUCAUGAACUUUACUUCUGAAUCAGCAUUUUAACUCCUCACUCUGUCACCCUCCAAAAGCACAUCAUUAGGCUAUAAGUUUGUUACAUACAGUAGCGUCCAGCAGGUUGUUGUAACUCCAAAUGUGUGUGUGUGUGUGUGUGUGUGUGUGUGUGUGUGUGUGUGUCAGUUUGAGGAGCUGGCCUAUCUGUGGAUGGAGCGUCAGAAGUCAGGAGGGAACUACAGCAGACACCGGGCCCAGACAGAGAAACAUGCGGUCCUGUGUGUCAGCUCUCUGAAGAUAGACUUACUCAUGGACUUCCUCAACGAGUUCUACGCUCAUCCUAGAUUACAGGUAUGUCUACAGGAAUAGAGGAAGGCUAUGUUAUUUGGUGUGUACUCCAAAGACAGAGCUAAAGGACGGAGCUCAAUAUUUCUGUUUUAUUUGUCACCCUUUUCACUAAGACGAUCAAAUCUCGUGCCUAACAACAUGUGCAAUUAGCUUGCAAAAUAUCAUAGGUAAAAAUGCAAACAUUCAGUCUAGAUAUAAGGUAUCUAACAGGUAUCUACCCUGCUCUCCUGCAGGACUACUAUGUGGUGAUCCUAUGCCCUACGGAGAUGGACAUCCAGGUGCGUCGGAUCCUCCAGAUCCCCCUGUGGUCCCAGAGGGUCAUCUAUCUCCAGGGCUCAGCGCUCAAAGACACAGACCUCAUGAGGGCCAAGUGAGUGACCCACUGCCCACGGGGAGUAAAGAGUCUCAAUGGGAGAGAAGGGCAGCGUUGAACAGGGCUCAAUGUUGUGGUGCGUUAUAGAUAGAAAUAUCACGUCUCUCGGUCAGCUCCAUUCUAUAACAUUUCUAAUUGCAAUGAUAAGGGGAAGCGAGGGGGAUCAGAAAAGUUAAUGACACCAUCAGUUGAGGUCACAGAGGUCGGCUGUGGUUACCUCAGUUAAGGACCAACCUCUCAUUAACCUUUUAUUGAGUCCUCAUAGUUACUGGCUGAUAGGCUUUCUGAUCUCAGAUAUGAGUCAAGCGUCUGUGAGUGAGUCUGUGUACCUUGUGGUGCUGGCAGAUAAGAGAGCAGUAAAAUCAGGAAAAUGGCGGCCUAAGGUAUUCAUUCAGUUGACUUUUCUCUCCUAGUACAGUAUAUCAGUGUAAUGGGAUUUCUCACUACUGCUCAUCCUCGUCAUAACAGCCAAGUUCAAAAGCAUCAACACACACUUUUGCAAGGGUAUAUCACACCAAAACGAGUUGGCACUGGCAGGGGCUGACCUGUCAAUAACACAAUACAGGCAUCCAUUGAUAUGCAGCUGUUCUAAUGUAUAGCUGCAGUUUUUAUUGUAGCCAUAGGGUGGAUGUUAUGGAAUGGUGAUGGAUGGUUGAAUUGUGGUCAUACUGCUCGUCCCCAUGAGGGAAAACUGGGAUGGCGUGAAAUGUACCCUGUCCACUGCAGCACAGCGCUGCAUGGCCAUUCAGUGAAAACAGGGUCGUAAUUCCAGCAGCUCAUCCCACACCCAUUUUCACGCAUGAAAUGACUCAGGAUGAUACAGAAAUACAGUAGUGAGACAGUACAGUGCACAUUCCAACAACAUGGUGCUGUUAGCCUAUUAGCUUUUCUCACAGGUAGUUCUCACUAAUGAUACCUGUCUGAAGCUUCCUUGGCUUGGCUUGUUGUGUGUGUGUGUGUGUGUGUGUGUGUUUCUGUAAUACAGUGUGUUUCCUACAGGAUGGAUGAUGCAGAAGCCUGUUUUAUCCUGAGCAGUAGGAAUGAGGUGGACCGCACUGCUGCUGUAAGUUCAUUAUCAGAUUCAUGACUUCAUAUUCAGCUCAUUGCAAUCAUAACUCAGUACAUGUCCAAAUAUGAAUAGAGUUACGAUUGUAAUUAACUGAAUAUUUCCACUCCAACUCCCUCACAGUUAGAUCGCGAUGAUUGGAUCUGUGGCUCAAGUACUCUUUUACUUUUCCACUCAGUUGAUUUUUCAAGAUGAACAGAAAUGAAAAAAAAAAGAAAAAUAUAUAUUGGAUUUAUAUACCCGUAUUGGGUACACAUUACAGCCUAGCUUGCCAAUUCUCAGAAGUGGCAGAUGGUAAGGGAUGUUGUUUUCUCCUGCAGGACCACCAGACCAUACUGAGAGCCUGGGCUGUGAAGGACUUUGCCCCAAACUGCCCACUGUACGUGCAGAUCCUCAAACCAGAGAACAAAUUCCAUGUAAAGUUUGCUGGUGAGCUUGCCUCCUCGCAGAUUGCAGUCUCCCUGUCUCUUUCUCUUACAUUCUCUCUCCACUCCAUUCUCUCUCCACUCCAUUCUCUAAACCACUCCAUUCUUCACUUUAUCUCUCUAACUUGCUCGUUCCUUCCUUCCCUCCCCACCCCACUACACUUACAAAAACCAAGUCCUUACAACACUUGCUCUGACUUACAGUAUUCUGGUUUAUUUGUUAGAUCAUGUGGUCUGUGAGGAGGAAUUCAAGUAUGCCAUGCUGGCUUUGAACUGUGUAUGUCCAGCCACAUCCACGCUGGUCACACUCCUAGUGCACACCUCCAGAGGACAGUGAGUACACCACAUUAACUUCCCAUUAAAACAUGAAUGAGUCUCUCCCUUCUACUGAAAACUCAGCAAAUAAGCAUCAAUAUUGGAACCAUAAACCUCGACUUUGGGGUUGUGAGAAAGUGCUAUACAAAUACAAUCCAUUAUUAUACAUGCAGGUUUUGAAGUGUGAAACCGUAACCUAUAAAUUGAGGUUUCCUUCUUUCUAAAGUGCCAAGAAGCCACAACAACAACAACAACAAACAAAUGUGGUUCUGGCCAAAGGCAUUCAUCUAUUGUGGUCUCCUUCCAGAAAGCUACUGCACUGCCAUAGAGUUUACCUUGUGCCUCCACACUCAUAAAUCUCACUGUGUGCUGCCAUCAACACCAAGCCAAGGUGAUAAAAACUUCAGCACCGUUAUAAUAUCCACAGCUUGUGUAAUCCUCUUUAUGGAAACUUGGAUAGGCUAUUUUCUUUUUAUGUGACAGGUUUUUAUGGAUAAGUUUCUCUGAAGUCAUCAGAUUGAUUAAAAGUGAAAAUGUGAAAGGGAGAGAGAGAAGGAGAGCGAAAGAGAGGAGAGAGAGAGAGAGAUAGCGAGAGAAGAACAAUAGAUGCAGAGUAUGGCUGAGUACAAGCUCAUAAAAGGUCAGAAGCAAUUUGUUUGGCCAGAUGGAGCUAUAAUUCAAGGGAAAGUGCUGAGUUGCAAAUCAAGCCAAAUGAGUACUAUUGGAGUGGAGGUAACUGAGCCAAACCAGAGUGUUUAUCAAUACACCUGAAAGCAUUCAGUCUGAAAGCAUUCAGUCUGAAACCAUUCAGUCUGAAAGCGUUCAGUCUGCCAUUUUUUGUACAUAAAGAAGAAGAAGAACCAUAUAUUUUUCACACUACUGAGCCGAACAAUGCCGAUCCGAGCCAAGCUGUACUGUGCUGUUCAAUUUACAUAUCCAUCAACCAUAGUUACUGGAACUGUGCUGGAAAGGACAAUGUGAAAAUAAAAUAUCUGAGCCAGCACAUUACGGUUCAGGAGGAGACUGUACUGUGAAAAGGGAAUCAGUCUCUUCAUAAUAGCUAGUAGUUCAUCACUGUCGAGCAUCUCAGGUCAAGGUGUUGUCAGGUAUUAGACCACUGAGUCUCUCCUCUCAGAUACUGCUAUUACAGAGAGUCAAUGAAUUGCUCAAUCAUCAUGGGACAUAAGGCCACAAUGAGUUUCCUCCACUUCUUAUGUCCUUAACUACAGGGAGGGCCAGCUGUCUCCAGAGCAGUGGCAGAGGACAUAUGGACGUUGCUCUGGGAACGAGGUCUACCACAUUCGCCUGUGUGACAGCAAGUUCUUCGGGGAGUACGACGGGAAGAGUUUCACCUAUGCCUCCUUCCACGCACACAAAAAGUGAGUAGACAGGCUUACUGAUUAUCCUGGUAACCCAGGAAUGUAUCAGCCUCUGUAUAAAAGACAAACCAUGAUAGCCUGCAGGUGCUCUCUAGGACUGGAGUUUUACACCACUGGAUUAAACAACAACAUAUCAGAUGACUGAGCCUACUCUUCAUUUCUCUGGGGGUGUUGGAAAAAAGGCAGAAGGCUAAUUUCUGCUCUAACCAAACGGACAUUAAAGUAUCUAUUCCAUCUCCCCUCAGGUACGGUGUGUGUCUGAUCGGGGUGAAGAGGGAGGACAACAAGAGCAUCCUGCUGAACCCAGGUCCUCGCCACAUCAUGGCCGCCCCAGACACCUGCUACUACAUCAACAUCACCAAGGAAGAGAACUCCGCCUUCAUCUUCAAACAGGAGGAGAAGGACAAGAAGGGCCUGCCGGUGGCCGGGCUGUACGACGCCCCCUCCAGGCUGCCUGUACACAGCAUCAUCGCCAGCAUGGGUGAGAAACGGGGAAGAGGGAUGGUGGGAGGGAGGGGAGAGUGAGAGAGAAGGGUCUAUAUCUUCCAUAUCUGAUAAAGGGGUUAGUGGGGAGGGAGGGAGGGAGGUGGGGGGACGGGGGGGGGGGGGGGGGGGGGGGGAUGGAGGGAGGGAGGGAGGGAGGGAGUCUCAUGUAGAGGGUAGUGGGGAGAGAGGGAUGACUGAGUUUUGUUUUUAUUUCUUCACUCUUCACUGCUGUGUAUGAGCUCAGCUACAACUUUUGCCAGGUCAAAGAUUUCACAGUGCACCUGCUGUAUGGGUCAUUCCACGAAAUGAGUGCCUUUUGCGUCCGUUUGAUAUUUUACGUAGAUGUUGUGCACCAAUAUUACAUUUUUUAUAGCCUGUUAUAUUAAAUGAAGUGCCCUUUAAUAUAGACCACAUGAAGAAUUCAAUCAAUCAGAUUUUUAUAUGAAUAAAGGCUUGCUAAAGUGCCAGAAUUCUGCAUUUUGACAUGUCCCUCCGUCAACCCUGUGUCACUUCUAGGAAGAUUGUAACCCACUUAAUCCCAAAAUGGAUCGAAGUUUCACCAUAAUUGUAAAGCCCUAGUUAGUUUGUUGCUUUGACAAAGUUAUUUCUGAAGAUUAUUAUUUAUAUCAAAUGAAUAGUGAUUUAUUUAUGUCCGUCCCUCAUUUUAAGUUCAACUCUGUUACGUGAAUUGAACUCUCGUUUAAGAUGGUGAAACUAUUCCUUUUUAAAUAUUUGUUUCGAAAGAAACAUUGACCAUCUAAUAGUCAAAUCAUAGAGUACAAGCAGGUGAGCUAAUUAUACUAUUUUUGGCUAUUUACUGGUGUUUUGUGGUGAGCGGGUCAAGCAUAACACGUCAACCCUGUUACCCAAGAUAGACAGGCUAGAAAUGUUAUAUCAAUUUCAAUCUUUUUUUUGUGAAGCUUGCCACUCCAUGUUGCACACAACAAGCUUCCAUUCCCCCUGUCACAAAGGGAUUCAUGGAUGAUUUAAGAAGAAAUUGUCAACCCUGUUACGUUCAACCUUGUUACCUUAUUUGGAACUUAAUAGACACUUACUAUAGUAUUAUUAAUUUUUUUACCUCUUGAGAUGGAAAUAAAAUGUUUUUUAUGAAGUUGAACAUGUGCUCUUUAUGCCAGAAUGUAAAAAUUAGGUGAAAUCAAACGUUUUUUUAUUUUAUUUUACAAAGUUACACCUCUCAAAAGGCUCCAAAUUGGUGGAACGACCCGUAUGUUGGCAUUGACAUGGUGGUGAUUUGUUUGUGGUGGUUGUUGUGUGCUUGUGCUCUCUUUCAUGGCAUGCAUGUGUUAUUUUCUGACUCUAUUGGCUAUUUUCCUUUUCUGGGCUGACUUUUGUUGUUGUUUUUUCUACUACCACUUGUUAAAGUUGAUCAGGCCACUUUGUAUGGUAAGUUUGUGCAUGUUGCUACCAUACCAUUGUGCUAUCUAUUGUGUAGGGUCAUUCUUUUGUGUGAUUGUUACAGCUUGAUAUUUUAUGUAAAUGUAUUUGCUGUUAAUCAGUGUUUUCUUGACAGGUUUUUGCACAUAAUUUUACAUCAUUUUAGUUCUGUUUAUCAAAUUAGCAUGAACUGUCCUAUCAAAAUGUUGUAUGUGAUACGUUAUGUAUGACUUUUCAUACAGUAUGCAGUCCAUAUAUACUUUUGACAUAAGCACGUCUAUGUGGUUUUGCAUGUGCUGUGGGGUUCCUUUACUUUCAGCAUAGUGCCUUUAAAACCCUAAAGUCAAGUGAUGAAGCUACUCGUCACUAUAACAAGAUAACGUUUUGCCUGCCUUUGUAGCCUUUCAGAAAUGAGAUACAAAAGGUGGACGCAUCUGCUUUGAUCAGAUGGCUUUAGAACUUGUAAUUUACCAUGCUGACAAUGAACUCAAGGGCAUCCAUUCAGUGACGGCAUUGAAGUAAUUUUGUAUUCAACUGUUUCUGUCAAGGUAGUGUAUAGCACAGCUGUGACGGGUACUUUAUAAUUCUAUAGAAUGAGGGUAGAUGGUAUAGUGUAGAUGGGUCGUUCCAUGAAAUGGGUGCCUUUUGGACAUGCAAACUUUUUAGAAAUUAACUUUAAAAUAUAUCUUCUUUCAACAUUCAAUUGCAUGGAAGAUAUGUUUAGUCUACGUAAAAACACCUUUUAACAUCUUAGGCAUUAAAAUCCUAUGAACUAAGAGUAUUUUAUCUGCACUUGUACCACAAUGUCUGUCAACCCUGUUACGGACACUUAUGUAACUUCCUAACUAUUAAAAGCAUGUUUGAGAGAAAUCCAACAUUUUCUCAUUGUUAAAGCAUCCCUUGUACAAAUAAACUCACAUAAUAUCACACUGAUUAAGUUACCGUUGGGCCUCUGACAGGGUUGACGAUAACAGGGUUGAGGUUUUAGGUGAAGAUCGGCCAUUACUCCUCAUGUGGUGAAGAUCAUGGGACCACAUAGAAAUUAUACAUACUGUAUGUUCCACACAUAAUGAAAAUGUAAUCAAAUUCAAGUUUUCCUAACAUUAAUUGAGCGAACAUGGUUGACGUGUUGAGCUCGACCACCUCAGUCAAAGAUGAUAAAACAAUUAUAAAUAGACCAAAAAGAGAAAGAAGACUUACUUCCUUUUCCACCAUGCUGUUCAGAAGACCCAAACGAUGUCACCUGUUGUGAAUCAUUUAUUUUGGUGGAAUGGUACAUUAUUUUAAAGGGGUAAAUUGUUUGCACAACAGGUUUUACCUUAAAAUUAAGGACAGACGUAAACGCAUCACUAAUCACAUGAAUAUCAAUAAUAAUAUUCAGAAAUGACUUUGUAAAAGCAGCAAAAUAAUUAGGACUUUACAUAGAUGGUGAAACUUGGAUACAUUUUUGGAUUAAGGGGGUUGAAAAUGCUGAAUUUCUGAACUUUAGCAAGCCUAUAUUCAUAUAAAAAAAUCUGAUUGAUUGAAUUCUUAUUGAAUGUGGUCUAUAUUAAAGUGCAUUUCAUUUAAUAUAACAGGCUUUUAAAAUAAAAUAUAUAUUCAAUAUUGGUGUAUAAUUUCUACUUAAAAUAUCAAAGGGACGCAAAAGGCACCCAUUUUGUGGAACGACCCAGAUACUGUUGAGUAGAGGACAUUAGUCUGUAAAGUCUACUAAAAUGAAAUGUAGAGAGGAAAUAUGAGUUUGAUGGAUGAGUGUGCUGCUUUGGGGAAGGACAAAAGACAAAGUGAUUUGACCAAUUCAACUAAAAGUAAUGACAGCACACCAGCUGUGCAGGUUCAUUUCAAUAAAAAAAGAUGAUGAUUAAAAUAAUCAUGAAUAUCAUCACUAGGCAACAUCAUGUGCUUAAAAUGUAUAGUGUGUUAAUAGGAAGGAUCACCAAAGUUUUUUUUUGCAGACAUUUAAACAGUUAUCAAUAAAUGGACAAUAUCAAUUGACAAUGAAGUCCAGCUAUCUAACAGUAGGGCCAUUUACACUUCAGCACCACCCCAUACAUAUAAUUGUCUCACCCUCCAUUCUACCACCUUUUCCAGGGACGGUAGCCAUGGACCUCCAGCACCCGGCGGACCCCCCAGAGGACAGCAGUAAGCUGACCCUGCCUACAGAGAACGGGGCUGGGAGCAGACGGCCCAGCAUCGCCCCCGUCCUGGAGAUAGCUGACUCCUCCUCCAUCCUGCCCUGCGACCUGCUCAGCGACCAAUCAGAGGACGAGACCAACCACUCAGACGAGGAGGGCUCGUCUGUGUCAGAGUGAGUGUCCAAUCACAGGGGAGGAGAGGAUUGGGAGGGGUUUAGGAGUUUCUUUGGCGGGUCGGGAAUAAAUUGGUGGGUUGCAAGAAGUUCCUACUUGAUGGAUUAUGACUGGGCUGUACCUAGAAAUAAUUGUAAUUAUCUGAAGGGUUAUGAGAAGUAAGAGUCCAUUCAAUACUUUCAGCGUCCAUUCAGCUCAAGGUUGAACCACAUAUCUACUCUAUCCAUUCAAUCACAGAAGGUGAGAGGAGAUGAGUGUGAAUGGGAUGGGGGUUAGAGCAGGUGACUGUGGAUCACGCUCAUUUGACCUUCUGUCAGAGAGAGAGAGAGAGAGAGAGAGAGAGAGAGAGAGAGAGAGAGAGAGAACUGGUCAUGGCCAACGACUCAUGGGGUUACGGUCAACUUGAAGUUCCACAGUGGUCAUGUGAUAUACAAGCCUUUGGAAAAAGGAUGCACUCACUCAGUCUCAAUACUGUAUGUAGCAAUCCAUCACUCCUCUGUGUUAACCUUCAAUACAACAAGGCUUUGAAUUUAUAUACAAUACUUUACAUAAAAUAUUACCAUGUGUAUUAUGUGUACUGACAUUGAUACAUUACUAACAGGCAAAGCGUCAACACAGGACUAAGAUCGGAUCCUACUACACCGGCUCUGACGCUCGUCCGAUGUGGCAGGGCUUGCAAACUAUCAUGGAUUACAAAGGGAAACCCAGCCGCAAGCUGCCCAGUGAUGCGAGCCUACCAGACGAGCUAAAUGCCUUCUAUGCUUGCUUCGAGGCAAGCAACACUGAACCAUGACUGAGAGCACCAGCUGUGUGAUCACGCUCUCUGUAGCCGAGUAAACAAGUUAACAUUCACAAGGCCACAGGGCAAGAUGGAUUACCAGGACGCCUACUCAGAACAUGCGCUGACCAACUGGCAAGUGUCUUCACUGACAUUUUCAACCUCUCCCUGACCCAAGCAGACCACCAUAGUCACUGUGCCCAAAAACGCCAAGGUAACCUGUCUAAAUGACUAUCGCCCCAUAGCACUCACAUCGGUAGCUAUGAAAUGCUUUGAAAGUCUGGUCAUGGAUCACAUCAACACCCUCAUCCCAGACACCCUUGACCCACAUACCGUCCCAACAGAUCCACAGAUGACACAAUCUCUAUUGCACUUACAGCUGUGGAAAAAAUUAAGAGACCACUGCAAAUUUUUCUUAAAUCAGCAUCUCUACAUGUAUGACAGCCAUUCCAUUCCAGUGUCUGUUGAAUUCCAACACAGGCACACCGCAUUCUACUGAAUUAGGUACUGAUUAGGUGAUCACCUGAAUCAAAUCUUAUUUAAUGAGGAAAAGUAUAAAAACCACUGCUGUGGUCAUCACUAUCCUCUUGCAAUAGGACCAGCUGGAUGGUAAAAACAGUGCUAAUAGUACCUCAAAAGUAAUAUAAAUCAAAAAAUAACUAUUGACCAUGCCAAAAGAGUUGAAAAGGAAAGAUUUGAGUGAGGAAAAGAAGGGUUCAAUUCUGGCUUUACUGGCAGAGGGAUACAGUGAGCGUCAGGUUGCUUCCAUCCUUAGAAUUUCGAAGACGGUGGUUCAUAAGAACAAGGGCAAGCAGCAGACAUUAGGGACAACAACGCUACAGACCGGCAGAGGGUGAAAACGACUCUACUGACCAGGAUAACCGCCAACUCAUUUGCAUGUCACUCAACAACUGUAGGAUGACAUCAGGUGACCUACAAAAAGAAUGGCAAACGACAGCUGGGGUGAAGUGCACGGCGAGGACGGUUCGAAACAGGCUCCUAGGGACAGGGCUGAAGUCGUGCAAAGCUAGAAAAAAGCCCUUCAUCAAUGAGAAGCAAAGAAGAGCCAGGCUGAGGUUUGCAAAAGACCAUAAGGAUUGGACCGUAGAGGACUGGAGUAAGGUCAUCUUCUCUGAUGAGUCCAAUUUUCAGCUUUGCCCAACACCUGGUCAUCUAAUGGUUAGACGGAGACCUGGAGAGGCCUACAAGCCACAGCGUCUCGAACCCACUGUGAAAUUUUGUGGAGGAUCGGUGAUGAUCUCGGGGUGCUUCAGCAAGGCUGGAAUCGGACAUUGUUCCCCAACUCUGAGGAUUGGUCUUUGCAGCAGGACAAUGCCCCAUGCCACACAGCCAGGUCAAUCAAGGUGUGGAUGGAGGACCACCAGAUCAAGAUCCUGUCAUGGCCACCCCAAUCUCCAGACCUGAACCCCAUUGAAAACUUCUGGAAUGUGAUCAAGAGGAAGAUGGAUGGUCACAAGCCAUCAAACAAAGCCGAGCUGAUUGAAUUUUUGCGCCAGGAGUGGCAUAAAGUCACCCAACAUCAAUGUGAAAGACUGGUGGAGAGCAUGCCAAGACGCAUGAAAGCUGUGAUUGAAAAUCAGGGUUAUUCCACCAAAUAUUGAUUUCUGAACUCUUCCUAAGCUAAAACAUUAGUAUUGUGUUGUUUAAAAAUUAACAUGAACUUAUUUUCUUUGCAUUAUUCGAGGUCUGACAACACUGCAUCUUUUUUGUUAUUUUGACCAGUUGUCAUUUUCUGCAAAUAAAUGCUCUAAAUGACAAUAUUGUAUAAUAUAAAACCAGAGAAACUGAUCAUUUUGCAGUGGUCAAAUUUUUUGCAGAGCACCUACAUAAGAAUGCUGCUCAUUGACUAAAGCUCAGCAUUCAACACCAUAGUGCCCUCCAAGCUCAUCACUAAGAUAAGGACCCUGGGACUGAAUACCUCUCUCUGCAACUGGAUCCUGGACUUCCUGGCGGGCCGCCCCCAGGUGGUGAGGGUAGGAAACAACACAUCUGCCACAUUAAUCCCCUCCUGUACUCCCUGUUCACCCACGACUCCUGUACUCCCUGUUCACCCACGACUGCGUGGUCGCGCACGACUCCAACACCAUCAUUAAGUUCGCCGACAACACGACAGUGGUAGGCCUGAUCACCAACAACGAUGAGACAACCUAUAGGGAGGAGGUCAGAGACCUGGCAGUGUGGUGCCAGGACAGCAACGUCUCCCUCAACAUCAGCAAGACAAAGGCGCUGAUCGGGGACUACAGGAAACGGAGGGCCGAGCACGUCCCCAUUCACAUCGACAUGGCUGUAGUGGAGCGGGUCGAGAGCUUCAAGUUCCUCGGUGUCCACAUCACUAAGGAUCUAUCAUGGUCCAAACACACCAACACAGUUGUGAAGAGGGCACGACAAUGCCCUCAGAUCCUCAAAAGCUUAUACAGCUGCACCUUUGAGAGCAUCUUGAGUGGCUGCAUCACCGCUUGGUAUGGCAACUGCUUGGCAUCCGACCGCAAGGCGCUACAGAGGGUAGUGCGUACGGCCCAGUUUAUCACUUGGGCCGAGCUCCCUGCCAUCCAAGACCUCUAUACCAGGCACAAAAAUUUUUUUCAAAGACUCCAGCCACCCAAGUCAUAGACUGAUCUCUCUGCUACCGCACGGCAAGCGGUACGGAUGCACCAAGGUGUUUACGAAGCAUGUGAUGAAUACAGUUUGAUUUGAUUUGAUUAUUUAAUAGAUUGCCUUGUUGCUAAAGUUCUCAAGCCUUUCUCUGUAUGUGUGUUUUUGCUGUUGUUUUACCUCAGCUUUGUGAAAGGAUACCCUCCCAACUCCCCAUACAUUGGCAGCUCUCCAACCCUGUGCCAUCUCCUACCUCAGAAAGCCUCAUUCUGCUGCCUUCGCCUGGACAAGGUGAGUAGAGACAUGGACGUGCUGAGGCCUAUUGUGCAAAAACAAACUUGGUUUUAUUCUCUUAUGUGCUAAUUAUUAAGCCACAUCAUCCUAUUCCAAAGACAGUAAACAAUUAUAUUGUAUUCUAUUGUGUUGUGUUGUGUCUAAACAAUUGAAUUGUACAUUGGAUCCUCUUUGUUGACUGUAUGAAUAAUAGAAUAGGAAGUCUUUGUAGCUUUGAUUAAUAGAAGAGAGCAGAAAAACAAUUGUAUAUUGUUAACACAAUAGAAUAGUUUAUUGAAUAGUUUAUGUUUAUGGAAACAAAAGUUGCCUUAAUAAAUAAUAAAACUGACAGACGUGACAAACAUUAACAACCUUUAAACAUAAUUCACAUUUUAAUUUUUUUACAUUGUCAUGUCCAGGGUUGCAGACACAACAGUUUUGAGGAUGCCAAGGCCUAUGGUUUUAAGAACAAGUUGAUCAUAGUAUCUGCAGAGACGGCAGGGAACGGCCUCUAUAACUUCAUUGUCCCUCUACGGGCCUACUACCGCCCCAGAAAAGAGCUCAACCCUAUUGUACUGCUACUAGACUACCCGUAAGAAAUCACUUUGCUUCUUUAUAAGGGUUUUAGGUAACAUAUCCUUUAAACCACCUAUAUAUCAUGUAUUUAUAGUGCUUUAUAGGACACUCAUAGGGCAUUUUAAGACUGUAAGCAUUGGUAAUAGCUCAUGGAAUCUUAAAACAGCCUUUAUAAAUGCAUAACAUAGUAUUCAUGCUUAUAUAUACUGUAUGUUAUUUUCAUAAUGCAUUACAUUCAGUUGGUAAAGUGUGUUAUAAAACUACUUAUAAACUGGGUGGGUCGAGCCCUGAUUGGCUGAAAGCCGUGGUAUAUCAGACCGUAUACCAAGGGUAUGACAAAACAUGUAUUUUUACUGCUCUAAUUACGUUGGUAACCAGUUUAUAAUAUCAAAAAGGCUCCUCUGGGGUUUGUGAUAUAUGGCCAAUAUACCACGGCUAAGGACUGUGUCCAGGCGUGUUUCCGUUUUGCUAAGAACAGCCCUUAGCCGUGGUUAUUGGCCAUAUACCACACAUCCAAUGGCCUUAUUGCUUAAUUAUAGCAGUAAAAUACAUUACACACAGAUGGUAACUUUGAAAGAAAGUGUUACCAAGAUGUAUCGUUUGGCUACAUGAAGAUGAAUGAGGUGUGACAUGAAGGAAUUGCCAGUGUUACCUCAGUAGAGAGAGAGAGAGGUUAUUAUACAGCAGAAGCAGCCUGGGGUUAACUCAACUGACGCAGGAUGAGAAACGAUUUCUGCAUUAUUCAUUGCUGGCUGUGCCUCUGUUGGAUUAAUGGAGCACUGGGGAGCACUCUGGUGUGUGUGUGUGUGUGUGUGUGUGUGUGUGUGUGCGCGUGUGUGUGUGCGUAAGUGUAUUAUGUUUUUGCCAGUAAUAAUUUAGUAUACCAGUUUAAUUUAAGAAGGACCAAAGGAUUGACAGCAGUCCCAUAUAGAUUGCAAAAUAGUUGGGAAGAGAUUUUUGACGUACCGAUUCCAUGGCACAUGGUUUAUGAACUGAUACGCAAAACGAUGCCGGAUUCAAAACGUAUAAUUUUUAAAUGUAAAUUAUUAUACAAAAUUCUUCUAACCAAUAGAAUGUUAUUUAUAUGGGGGAUACAAUCUUCAGAUUUUGCUGCGAAGAGACAGAAUCAUUAGAUAAUUUGUUUUGGUACUCUCCAUUUGUAGCUUGUUUUUGGUCACAGCUCCAGGAAUGCUGAAGAAUUGCAAUAUUUACCUGGAGCUAACCCUUCAGAUAGCACUACUGGGUGAUCUGAAAAGUCAUAGUCAAUCGAUCAAUAAUAUAAUAAUACUUUUAGCAAAAAAAUUUAUUUUCAAUUUACUAUCUGUAGAAACAAUGAGAAUAGAAAGGUUCAGAACUUUUGUGAAACAUCACAGUACAGUUGAAAAAUAAUGGCAAAUAGAAAUCCAAUAUGGAUGGUGUUAAGAGAUAGAUGGGAGGGGUUGAAUGGAGUUGAAGGUUGGGACUAAUAACAACUAAUAACAACAAGAUAACUAAUGUAAAACAUACUGUGUCCAUAAUACGUAUAUAGGUUAUAGGUUGAAAACCUUUGUGAAAGAGCACAGUUUGAAAGAUAUGGCAUAUAGAAGCAAACCAGAUGGACAUCAUGAAAAUGAUCGGAGAGGUUGAGGGUAGAGGAAGUUCAGGAGUAAAAACAAACAGAAUAAACUAUUGUAAAAUUGACUGUGUCCAUUAAAUGUAUAUAGUAUGUAUAAGCUGGAAGUAGAGGCCUAAGCGUUGUUGUUCACUAGUUUACUCCAAUUAGGGGAGGGGCGGUAGGGUUAGAAAGUAACAAAGGAAAAUAUAUUUUAAAAAAGUAUAUGUGUGUGUGUAUAUAUAUAUAUAUAUAUAUAUAUAUAUAUAUAUAUAUAUAUAUAUAUAUAUAUGUAUGUGUAUAUGUAUGUAUUUAUAUGUGUAUGUAUGUUUGUAUAUGUAUAUAUACACUACCAGUCAAAAGUUUGGACACACCUACUCAUUCAAGGGUUUUUCUUUAUUUUUACAAUUUUUUACAUUGUAGAAUAAUAGUGAAAAAUCUAAACUAUGAAAUAACACAUAUGGAAUCAUGUAGUAACCAAAAAAGUGUUUGCCUUGAUGACAGCUUUGCACACUCUUGGCAUUCUCUCCAUCAGAUUCAUGAGGUAGUCACCUGGAAUACAUUUCAAUUAACAGGUGUGCCUAAUUUAAAGUUAAUUUAUUUCCUUCUUAAUGCGUUUGAGCCAAUCAGUUGUGUUGUGACAAGGUAGGGGGGUAUACAGAAGAUAGCCCUAUUUGGUAAAAGACCAAGUCCAUAUUAUGGUAAGAACAGCUCUAAAUAAGCAAAGAGAAACGACAGUCCAUCAUUACUUUAAGACAUGAAGGUCAGUCAAUACUGAACAUUUCUUCAAGUGCAGUCGCAAAAACCAUAAAGCGCUAUGAUGAAACUGGCUCUCAUGAGGACCGCCACAGGAAUAGAAGACCCAGAGUUACCUCUGCUGCAGAGGAUAAGUUCAUUAGAGUUACCAGCCUCAGAAAUUGCAGCCCAAAUAAAUGCUUCACAGAGUUCAAAUAACAGACACAUCUCAACAUCAACUGUUCAGAGGGGACUGUGUGAAUCAGGCCUUCAUGGUCGAAUUGCUGCAAAGAAACCACUACUAAAGGACACCAAUCAGUUUGGGCCAAGAAACACGAGCAAUGGACAUUAGACCGGUGGAAAUGUGUCCUUUGGUCUGGAGUGAAUACUUUCGCAAGCCACUGUAAGUGCCAAAAUAAAGGCAACGCUUGAGUAAAUGAGGGAUACAACGUAUAUUGAAAGCAGGUGCUUCCACACAGGUGUGGUUCCAGAGUUAAUUAAGCAAUUAACAUCCCAUCAUACUUAGGGUCAUGUAUAAAAAUGCCCAGUUGCCCAUUAUUUUGGCUACCAUGGCUAGAGGAAGAUAUCUCAAUUACUUUGAAAGAGGGGUCUCAAAGGAGCAUAGGGGGUUUAAAGGGUGUGUGUGUGUGUGUGUGUGUGUGUGUGUCAGUCAUCAGAUCUUAACCCAAUUAAACACUUCUGGAGCGGCACCUGAGACAGUGUUUUCCACAACCAUCAACAAAAAUCUAAAUGAUGGAAUUUCUCAUGAAAGAAGGGUGUUGCAUCCUUACAAUAGAGUUCCAGACACUUGUAGAAUCUAUGCCAAGGUGCAUUGAAGCUGUUCUGGCUUGUGGUAGCCCAACACCCUAUUAAGACACUUUAAGUUGGUGAUUCCUUUAUUUUUGCAGUUACCUGUAUUUAAUCUGUGUGUGGUUGCAGUUGUCGUUGGCCCUAUUGAUGUGUUUUUCCUGUUUGCAGGCCUGACAACCACUUCCUAGAAGCCAUCUGCUGUUUCCCAAUGGUCUACUUCAUGGCUGGAACCAUAGAUAAGUAGGUGUUCAUUACUUAAUCAUUAUAAUGAUAAUGCCCCUCCUCACAGAAUUACAAUGACUUCUCUAUUCUAAUGACAUCACAAUGGCCUCAUGCACAGACCGGAAACAAUAAAGCAUAUAUCAUUCCAUGACAUACCAUAUCAUUACAUCCCAGGGAUAUACAAUGAACGAGGGUCAUCAAUUACACAUGUGCAUCUUUUAUAGGCUGCUAAAUUUCAAAGUCAUGAAUAUCAUAAUAUGGUGUAUUGUGUUUUGCUCUCUUUGUGGCAGCCUGGACAAUCUGCUGCAGUGUGGCAUCAUCUAUGCUGAUAACCUGGUGGUGGUGGACAAGGAGAGCACCAUGAGUGCUGAGGAGGACUAUAUGGCAGAUGCCAAGACUAUCGUCAACGUACAGACCAUGUUCAGGUAUGGUAUGGGAGGCAUGCUCCCAUGUUAAAUUAUCGCCUACACACAGAGUUUUAGCUCUCCAUUUUAAGUAACCUAUUGAGUUUGGACUACUUGUAGUCUAGUAAAGCAUUAUUAUGAACAACAAUCUUAUUAUCCAAGAGGGACAUUUGUUUAGCAAACAAUGAAAUACACAAUUAAUGCGUGGAAAGUGUUGGGUAGUUGCUUUUCCUUGAAAAGUCUCUAAAGUUAAUAAAAUCCUAGGUGAAACUAUAUUAAACAGCAUCUUGGAAACUCAGCAAGUUUCUUCAGUCUAAAAUGUAAAGCAUCACUGAACAUUUAAUUCUGUCCCUCUUUUUUCUCUAGUAUAGCUUAUUAUAUGACACUAUUUAUUGUCUCUCUCUCUCUGUCUCCUUCUUCUCUCUCUCUCCUCAUCUCUCGUCUCUCUCUCUCAUCCUCUUCUCUCUCUCUCUCUCUCUCUUCUCUCUCUCUCUUCUAUCUCUCUCUCUCUCUCUCUCUCUCUCUAUCUCUCUCUCUCUCUCUCUCUCUCUCCUCUCUCUUCAUUUCAAUUUAAGGGCUUAUUGGCUAGUGACCGUAUGUUAACAUUGCCAAAGCAAGUGAAGUAGAUAGUAAACAAAAGUGUAAUAAACAAUAAAUAUUAACAGUAAACAUUACACUCAGACGUUCCAAAAGAUGUCAUGUUAUCUAUAUAUACAGUGUUGUAACAAUGUACAAAUAGUUCAAGUACAAAUGGGAAAAUAAAUAAACAUAAAUAUGGGUUGUAUUUACAAUGGUGUUUGUUCUUCACUGGUUGCCCUUUUCUUGUGGCAACAGGUCACAAAUCUUUCUGCUGUGAUGGCACACUGGUAUUUCACCCAGUAGAUAAGGGAGUUUAUCAAAAUUGGUUUUGUUUUCUAAUUCUUUGGGGAUCUCUGUAAUCUGAGGGAAAUAUGUGUCUCUAAUAUGGUUGUACAUUUGGCAGGAGGUUAGGAAGUGCAGCUCAGUUUCUACCUCAUUUUGUUGGCAGUGUGCACAUAGCCUGUCUUCUCUUGAGAGCCAGGUCUGCCUACGGCGGCCUUUCUCAAUAGCAAGGCUAUGCUCACUGAGUCUGUACAUAGUCAAAGCUUUCCUUAAAUUUCGGUCAGUCACAGUGGUCAGGUAUUCUGCCACUGUGUACUCUCAGUUUAGGGCCAAAUAACAUUCUAGUUUGCUCAGUUUUUUUGUAAAUUCUUUCCAAUGGGUCAAGUAAUUCUCUUUUUGUUUUCUCAUGAUUUGGUUGGGUCUAAUUGUGUUAUUGUCCUGGGGCUCUGUGGGGUCUGUUUGUGAACAGAGCCCCAGGACCAGCUUACAUUUACAUUUUAGUCAUUUAGCAAGACGCUCUAAUCCAGAGCGAUUUACAGUUAGUGAGUGCAUACAUUUUCAUACUGGCCCCCCGUGGGAAAUGAACCCACAACCCUGGCAUUGCAAGCGCCAUGCUCUACCAACUGAGCUACAGGGGACUCUUCUCCAAGUUCAUCUAUCUGUAGGUGAUGUCUUUGUUAUGGAAGGUUUAGGAAUCACUUCCUUUUAAGUCUCUAUUUCUCUCCUCUCUCCCUCCCUACCACUCUCUCUCCCUCUCUCCCUCCCUCCUCCCUCUCUCUCUCCCUCUCUCCUCCACCUCUCUCUCGCCCUCCCUCCUCCCCUUCUCUCUCUCUCUUUCUCUCUCUCCUUUCUCUCCUCGUCUCCUGUUCCCAGCUUCCCAGCUCAGUAUCAUCACCGAGCUGACCCACCCCUCCAACAUGAGGUUUAUGCAGUUCAGGGCUAAGGACUGUUACUCCCUGGCUCUCUCCAAACUAGAGAAGGUGAGCAGAGCAGUUCAGCGAUGGGGGCAUGUCACUCCUCCCUCUUUAGAUCUCAGGCUUAAGAUAUAGAGCCCUGGGGCUGGGUUAACAAGCCAGCUGGCUGACUAUGUACCUUAUUCUCUCUUUCUCUCUCCUACCCUUCCUCCCCACCUCUCCUCGCCUCCCUCCUCCUCCCUCUCUGCCAUUAUACUCAAUCAUCACCAGCUGACCCCCCUCCAACAUAGUUUAUGCAGUCAGGGCUAAGGACUGUUACUCCCUGGCUCCUCCGCGCUGGUGACAUUUCAUGUGUACUCUCUAUCUUUCUUUCUCUCUCCUACCUCUUACCCAUCUCCCCUCUCCCCUCUCCCCUCACCCUUCUCCUCCCCCCCCUCCCCUCUCUCUCUCUGCUCCCUCCCCCUACCCUCUCUCCCUCCCCUCCUCUUCCCUCUCCCCCCUACAGAUAGAGCGUGAUAAGGGUUCCAACCUGGCCUUUAUGUUCCGCCUGCCGUUCGCUGCAGGCAGAGUGUUCAGUAUCAGUAUGCUGGAUACGUUGCUCUACCAGGUGGGUUACCAGAUGUCAUGUAUUAGGGGUAGAGUCCCAAAUAGUACCUUAUUCCCUAUAUAGUGCACUUCUUUUGACCAGGGUCCCAUUUGGGACGUAGCUAGGGAGCUUAUCUGCAGUGUAUCACCUUAUCUCAGCCAGCAGAGUGUGCAUGGACUGUUUGAUCACUUAGUCACUCCCUUAGGCUAUGAUCAGCUUACCUUCUCUAAAUCCUAGCCCUUAACUAUUAAGUGGAGAACUGCAAAACUGAUCUUAGAUCAGUGUCUUGAGGGAAUCCUCUGUUCACGGUGGUACUCCAGUACUUACUGAGAAAAUUAUCUGAAAUUGCACUGUCUUUGAAGGGAAGUCAUGGACAGGGCAGAGAGAGAAAGAGAGAGAAAUAACAAAAGUAUUUUUGAGAGCUAUGAUCAUUCAGUAGUUUCUCACCCCUCCUCGAUAGUGUUUUCUCUGGAACUAGACAUUAGUAUAUUUUCAGUCUCUGGUUCUUUCUGUUUGUUUAUACAUUCUCUUGCUUUUUUACAGUCAUUUGUAAAGGACUAUAUGAUUCCCAUAGCAAGACUUUUACUAGGCCUGGAUACCACACCAGGGUCUGGUUACCUAUGUGCGGUAAGUAUGGCUACCUGUGUCUUGGAAAUCCUUACACAGGGACACUCGAAGUCAAUCUUAAAUGAAUCAUGCUUUAUAUUCAGCAUGCUGGAGAGGUUCCAACCAACUCAAUGCACCAUGUACACAUGUCGAUCAAGAGCUCUAACGGGGCAGUCCCGUUAGUUCUCUUAUAUACUUACACAGAAAGUAAUAUUUGCCAAUCUGUGAUAAUCAUCAAUACAUUUUAAUGUAGGUGUUUACAUUUUAGCUUCUAUAUCAAAAUACAUCAUUAUAAUAAAUCAUAAUAAAGGUUAUACUUCUAUUCUGUUUUGUGUGUGUGUGUGUGUGUGUGUGGUUGUGUGUGUGUGUGUGUGCGUGUGUCAAAUCAAGUUCAUUUGUCACAUGCACAGGUGUAAACCAUACAACGAAAUGCUUACUUACAAGCUCUUCCUCAACAAUGCAGAGUUCAAUAUCAAAUGUACGAAAUAGAAUCAAGAAUAGGAUCUUUAAAAAAAGCAACACCAGGUCAGAUAAAAAUAAAAACACACGAGAGAUAAAACACACAAGAAUGUAAGCUCUAUACAAGGUCAGUUCAGUACCAUAUCAAUGUGCAGGGAUAUGGUAGAGGUUGAGGUAACAUGUACAUCUAGGCAGUGGGGGAAAAAAUGACUAGGCAGCAGGAUAAAUAAUAAUAAAUAGUAGCAGCAUUGUAUAUGGUGAAGUGUGUGUGUAUGUAUGAUAGUGUGUGUAUGUGUGAGUGUGUGAGGCGUCGGUAUGUGUGUGGUGUGAGUGCGUUGUGCGUGUGUGUGUGUGUGAGCGUGUGUAUGUGAGUGAGUGUGUGCGAGAGUGACAGUGUAAGUGUGAUUGAGUUUGUGGAAGAGAUCAAUGAAAAAAAGGUGCUAUCUAGAACCCAAAAGGGUUCUUCGGCUGUCCCCAUAGGAGAACCAUUUGAAGAACCCUUUUGGGUCCAGAUAUAACAAUUUUUGGUUCCAGGUAGAACCCUUUGAGUUCCACAUAGAACCCUUUACACAGAGGGUUCUGCAUGGAACCUAAAAUAGUUCUACCUGGAACCUAAAAGGGUUCUACCUGGAACCAAAAAUAGUUAUCCUAUGGGGACAACGGAAGAACCCUUUUGGAACCCUUUUUUCUAAGAGUGUGGAUGGAGUCAGUGCAGAUAGUCCGUUGGUGGGUAGCCAUUGAUUAGCUAUUCAACAGUCUUAUUGCUUGGAGAUAGAAGCUUUCUCAGAGCCUGUCCAAGACCUGAUGCUCCGGUACCGUUUGUCGGACGGUAGCAGAGAAUGAACAGUCCAUGGCUGGGUUGGCUAAAGUUCACUUUUCGGGCCAGUGAUGUACUGCACCGUCCGCACCACCCUCUGCAGAGCCUUGCAGUCGAUGGCGGGGGAGUUGCCAUACCAGGCAGUGAUAUAGCCAGUCAAGAUGCUCUCGAUGGUGCAGCUGUAGAACUUCUUGAGGAUCUGAGAGCCCAUACCGAAUCACUUCAGCCUCCUGAGGGAGAAGAGUUGCUGUUGCGCCCUCUUCACGACAAUGCCGGUGUGUGUGGACCAUGUUAAGUCCUCUAUGAUGUGGACACCGAAGAACUUAAAACUCUUGACCCUCUCCACCGCAGUCCCGUCGAUGUGGAUGGGGACGUGCUUCCACUGUUUCCUGUAGUCCACGAUCAGCUCCUUGUUCUUGCUGACUUUGAGGGAGAGAUUGUUGUCCCGGGUGAUCAGGCUUACCACCGUUGUGUCGUCAGCAAACUUGGUGAUGGUGUUGGAGUCGUGCAAGGCCACGCAGUCAUGGGUGAACAGGGAGUACAGAUGGGGGCUAAGCACACAACCCUGGGGGGGCCAUGUUUUGAGGGUCAGUGUGGCAGAGGGGUUGCCUACCCUUACCACCUGGGGUCGGCCUGUCAGGAAGUCCAGGAUGCAGUUGCAGAGGGAGGUGUUCAGACCCAGUGUCCCAAGCUUGGUGACAAGCUUUGAGGGAACUAUGGUAUUGAGCUGUAGUCGAUGAACACCAUUCUCUCAUAGGUGUUCCUAUUUUCCAGGUGGGAGAGAGCAGUGCAAUUGAGAUUGCGUCUUCUGUGGAUCUGUUGGGGUGAUACUCAAAUUGGAGUGGAUCUAGGGUGUCUGGGUAGAUGGAGUUGAUGGGUGCUAUAACCAGCCUUUCAAAGUACUUCAUGAUUACCUGAUGUGAGCGCUACAGGGCGAUAGUCAUUAUGAACCUUAAGAGUUCUUGGGGACAGGAACAAUGGUGGUCAGCUUGAAACAUGUUGGAAUUACAGACUGGGACAAGGUCAAGUAAAGGUUGAAAAUGUCGGUGAAGAUGCUUGCCAGCUGAUCUGUGCAUGCUCUGAGGAUGUGCCGUGGUAUUCCGUCAGGUCCCGCAGCCUUACGAGUUUUAAGCCGUUUAUAAGUCUUACUCAUGUCAGCCACAGAGAGCAAGAUCACACAGUCAUCUGGAACAGCGGGAGCCCUCAUGCAUGGCUUGAUGUUGUUGACCUCGAAGCGAGCAUAGAAGGCAUUGAGUUCAUCUGUGAGGGAGGCGUAAUUGGGUAACACACAACUGGGUCUUCCUUUUUGUGUGUGUGUGUGUGUGUAUGUGUGCGGGUGUGCAUGCGUCGUAUAUGCAUGUGAUGUGUAAACUAAAUGUGCUCCCUCCUUCUCCCCAGAUGAAGGUGACAGAGGAGGACCUGUGGAUCAGGACGUAUGGCAGGUUAUUCCAAAAGCUGUGUUCUUCCAGUGCAGAGAUUCCUAUAGGCAUCUACCGUACAGAGUCACACAUGUUCUCCUCCUCUGAGGUAAGACAGGAUAGAGACAGCCCCUGUUCAAAUACUCUAGAGAUGCAUCAUUCCUUUCUUCUUUCCUUCCUUCCUUUCUUUGUUCUUUCCCUAUUUAUUUUUUGUCUUAAUUUCUUCCUUGUUGAGGUAAGUGAGAGCAAUAGGGAUAGUAACCUUGCUUUCGCUUGUCAAAUCACAGAAUUAUCAGUGAUUAGCUCAAGGAAGGAUGGAAAGAAAGAAGGAUCCAUUCUAAAACUAAUAAUUUGAACAAAGCCACCUCUGAGUAAUCCAUAGAUUACAGAGUGUACAAAACAUUAGGAACACCUAUUGAGUUGCACCUCCUUUUGCCUUCAGAACAGCCUCAAUUUGUCGGGGCAUGGACUCUACAAGGUGUCGAAAGCGUUCCACAGGGAUGCUGGCCCAUGUUGACUCCAAGUUAGCUGGUAGUGGAUCUCUACUCCAAAUAGGUUGUUCCAUCUUAUCCCACAGAUGCUCAUAUGGAUUGAGAUCUGGUGACUGGGCAGGCCCCUGUAGUAAGCUGAAUUCACUGUCAUGUUCAUGGAACCAUUCCUGGACAAUUCUAGUCUUGGGGCAUUAUCCUGCUGAAAAAAUCAAUUUGCCAAUGGAUAUACUGUUGCCAUGAAGGGAUGCACCUUAAUGGCAAUGAUGUUCAGAUAUCCUGUGGUAUUCAAACGUUGCUCCACUUUUAUCAAGAGGAUGAUUUAGUGCCAUGAAAACACUCCCCACACCAUCACCACCACCACCAGCCUGCAAUGUUGACACGCGGCAUGAUGGCUGCAUGUACUCAUGUGGUUUUCUCCAUACCCUAGUCCUCCCAUCAGCGUGAAACAGCAGGAACCGGGAUUCAUCAGACCAGGCAAUGUUUUUCCAAUUCUCCAUUGUCCAGUGUUUUCGUUCCUUAGCCCACUGCAACCGCAGUUUCUUGUUUUCUGCUGAAAGAAGUGGAACUCUGUAAGGUUGUCGGCUGCCAUAACCCAUUCGUGUCAAGGUAUGAUGAGUUGUGCAUUAUUUUAUGGGUCUUUGGACACCAAUGUUGUACUGGACUCUCAGUUGACUAACUGUAGCCCGUCUGUUGCUCUGCACAAUUCGUGUCAGCCUCCUUUGUCCUCUUUCAUCAAUUACCCAUUUUCGACCAAUGGCCUGCCGUUGGCUGGAUGUCUUUUGGGUGGUGGGCCAUUCUUGAUACACACGGGAAACUGUUAAGCGUGAAAAAACCCAGCAGCAUUGCCGUUCUUGACACACUCAAACCGGUGUGCCUGGUACCUACUACCAUACCCUGUUCAAAGGCUCUUAAAUAUUUUGUGUUGCCCGUUCUCCUUCUGAGUGGCACACAUACACAAUCCAUGUCUCAAUCGUCUCAAGGCUUAAAAAUCCUUCUUUAACCUGUCUCCUCCCUUUCAUCUACACUGAUUGAAGUGGAUUUAACAAGUGACAUCAAUAAAGGAUCAUAGCUUUCACCUGGAUUCACCUGGUCAGUCUAUCUCAUGGACAGUACACUCAGUGUAUUUGUGCUAUAAUUGUGCUGCUAAUCAUUGUAAUUAUGCAUUAUAUGCAUCAUUGAACUAUUGGGUGCAACCAUUCACAAACAAACAUUCUUAGUCAAGUAAAUGAUAUUUACUUUUGCCAAUGCUACUCUGUGCAAGUGUUUGAUUUUCAUCCAUCAUUGUGUGCUUUUGUUUGUUGGUCUGUCCAAGUAUCCUCCUUCCUAGUUAAAGGAUAGUUACCCACAGUUAAGAUGACAUCCUUGUCUUGACAUUUUACAUAACUGUCUUUAUCUGCUCAAAUGUGCAGUACAACAAAAAUGAUAGUAUACGUUAAGUUUCGUUUGGCGCUUCAGUAAUGCUGUCAGUCAAGCGCUUAUUCAUAAUGCAUUAUAAAUGCGUAUCUAGAGCUUCAAUUACUGAUGUAAAGUGUCACCAAAACGUCCUAUUGGAUCCUCAUACUGUACUCAUAGUUGAUUUGGUAUUAACCCUUCACCCUCCCCCUAGUCUCAAGUAUCCAUCAACGUAGAGGACACUGGUGGUGACGACCAGAGAGACAACCGCCGCGAGAAGACAGCUCACCGGAACUCCACCACCAGCGACCAAUCAGAACAUCCGUUGCUGAGGAAGAAGAGCCUCCAGUGGGCGCGGCGUCUGAGCCGUAAGAACACCAAGCCACCGAGUCGCACCGAGCGGAUCUCCCAGCAGCGCCUCAACCUGUACCGGCGCUCCGAGAGACAGGAGCUGUCUGAGCUGGUCAAGAACCGCAUGAAGCACCUAGGCCUGCCCACUGUCGGAUACGGUGAGCGGAAAUUUACAGGACACCCUGGUAAUACUGAGGGACAUUAUAGGGUGCUGUGUCAUAUUUAGUUUGGUGGUCUUAUAUGUGUCACCUGUAGGGUUGCAAAAUUCCGGGAACUUUCAAUAAAUUCCCUGAUUUUCACGAUUUCUGGAAAACCAGGGAAUUUAUUAAAAGUUCCAGGAAUUUUGCAACCCUAGUCAACUGUCAUAGUUUGGGUAUUGGUGCUGUAUGGAAUGACAAUGAUGGGGGAUUAGUUGGAGAAUUUAGGACGGACAUUAUUGUUGGAGAUGUUUGGGAUAUAUUUUGCUGUAUGUUAAAUCUAAUUGUGUGUCAAUUACGAAUUACUUAUCUCAGCAGAUGAAAAUACUAUCAUAGUAAUAUUAUUGAGUUGUUUAAAGAUGUAUUACAUAGCUUCUGACUGUUGUUUUCACCAUGCAAUCUUGUCAUCCAUUCACCCCACUUAAUUGAACACCAUUUCAAAGGGGUGUACAAGAAGUACCAUGACAUCAAUAACCAUAUAAACAUCUCACAACGCCUAACAUAAACAUUGAGGAGUAUUCCAUGGUCAUUCUCCAUUAUUCACAUUAUUCUACAUAGUAUGAUAAUGAACCUGCAUAACCUCUUAUGAAUGUGCGCAACCUCUUUAUGAAUAUGCAUAACCUUCAUGUUACUUGUAGCCUAUGCAUGGAAGGAUGACUGAAGCAUAAUGAAGCAUUUUAUCUCAGGCUGCAUUUUGCCUGCAUCCCCUCCCCUCUCACUUCUUUUCACUAUUUUCCUCGCUCCUCAGCUUCCUUCGCCUUCUUUUGCAAAAUAAAAAAAAGAAUUUCCCUAUAUAAUUCUCCAUACAAUUCCUCAUGUCAAAACAUUAUGAUGACUCAUUCAUAUAAUCCCUGUUCGAGGGAAAAUGCUUAUUACGUAAUACUGCCAGAAAUGUUAAAUCGGAUGAUUGAGCCAGAAAUACUGUAGAUAUUUACAUUAUAAAUGAUCUAAUAUGUAUUACAUUAUUCUAAAAACGUAAUAGCUUUUAGCCUGGGAACAUAUUUCUUUGCCUAUUAGGUCAUUUUUACAUCCCCUUUUGAAAACUGCAUUUUUGCUGCUUGCCUGAUCUUUUCUUUCUCUUGUCUUCUUUUCGUUUCUUUCUUUCCCCUCUGGCUUGUAGAGGAUGUUGCUAAUCUUACUGCGAGCGAUGUCAUGAACCGAGUAAAUCUAGGAUAUUUACAAGGUAAUCCCACAUACAGUAGUGUUCACAUACAGUAUGCAAUGCAACAUAUUUUGUCAUCACUCCCAUCUCUUAAAUGUGUCAAGUGGUGUGAAAUUUGAAUUUCAUUCUAUAUGUUCAAGUGUAGUGCUACUUUCCUGCAAACUAUGCUCAUUGCUCAGAGAAGAAUGUUGUUAGGGAAAUUAUAUAUGCUUCUAAUAUUCUACUUUGUAAGGCAUCUCAAGUGGUGCAUAUACCACCAUCCUUUUAAAAGGGGAGAUGGGUUGAAGAAGGUACCAUAUUCAUUAAAAUACAGUGGGGAGAACAAGUAUUUGAUACACUGCCGAUUUUGCAGGUUUUCCUACUUACAAAGCAUGUAGAGGUCUGUAAAAAUCCAGAAAAUCACAUUGUAUGAUUUUUAAGUAAUUAAUUUACAUUUUAUUGCAUGACAUAAGUAUUUGAUCACCUACCAACCAGUAAGAAUUCUGGCUCUCACAGACCUAUUAGUUUUUCUUUGAGAAGCCCUCCUGUUCUCCACUCAUUACCUGUAUUAACUGCACCUGUUUGAACUCGUUACCUGUAUAAAAGACAACUGUCCACACACUCAAUCAAACAGACUCCAACCUCUCCACAAUUGCCAAGACCAGAGAGCUGUGUAAGGACAUCAGGGAUAAAAUUGUAGACCUGCACAAGGCUGGAAAGGGCUACAGGACAAUAGGCAAGCAGCUUGGUGAGAAGGCAACAACUGUUGGCGCAAUUAUUAGAAAAUGGAAGAAAUUCAAGAUGACGGUCAAUCAUUACAUUUACAUUACAUUUUAGUCAUUUAGCAGACGCUCUUAUCCAGAGCGACUUACAGUUAGAUCACCCUCGGUCUGGGGCUCCAUGCAAGAUCUCACCUCGUGGGGCAUCAAUGAUCAUGAGGAAGGUGAGGGAUCAGCCCAGAACUACACGGCAGGACCUGGUCAAUGACCUGAAGAGAGCUGGGACCACAGUCUCAAAGAAAACCAUUAGUAACAUACUACGCCGUCAUGGAUUAAAAUCCUGCAGCGCACGCAAGGUCCCCCUGCUCAAGCCAGUGCAUGUCCAGGCCCGUCUGAAGUUUGCCAAUGACCAUCUGGAUGAUCCAGAGGAGGAAUGGGAGAAGGUCAUGUGGUCUGAUGAGAUAAAAAUAGAGCUUUUUGGUCUAAACUCCACUCGCCGUGUUUGGAGGAAGAUGAAGGAUGAGUACAACCCCAAGAACACCAUCCCAACCGUGAAGCAUGGAGGUGGAAACAUCAUUAUUUGGGGAUGCUUUUCUGCAAAGGGGACAGGAUGACUGCACGGUAUUGAGGGGAGGAUGGAUGGGGUCAUGUAUCGUGAGAUCUUGGCCAACAACCUCCUUCCCUCAGUAAGAGCAUUGAAGAUGGGUUGUGGCUGGGUCUUCCAGCGUGACAUGACCCGAAAAACACAGCCAGGGCAACUAAGGAGUGGCUCCGUAAGAAGCAUCUCAAGGUCCUGGAGUGGCCUAGCCAGUCUCCAGACCUGAACCCAAUAGAAAAUCUUUGGAGGGAGCUGAAAGUCCGUAUUGCCCAGUGACAGCCCCGAAACCUGAAGGAUCUGGAGAAGGUCUGUAUGGAGGAGUGGGCCAAAAUCCCUGCUGCAGUGUGUGCAAACCUGGUCAAGACCUACAGGAAACGUAUGAUCUCUGUAAUUGCAAACAAAGGUUUCUGUACCAAAUAUUAAGUUCUGCUUUUCUGAUGUAUCAAAUACUUAUAUCAUGCAAUAAAAUGCAAAUUAAUUACUUAAAAAUCAUACAAUCUGAUUUUCUGGAUUUUUGUUUUAGAUUCCAUCUCUCACUGUUGAAGUGUACCUAUGAUAAAAAUUACAGACCUCUACAUGCUUUGUAAGUAGGAAAACCUGCAAAAUCGGCAGUGUAUCAAAUACUUGUUCUCCCCACUGUACAUAGUGGAUGGAUCGAUGUCAUGCUAGUAGUUUAGUACCUAGUUUUGAAUAGCUAGGCUACUGUAUAUUAGUAUAGACAGUCAGAAUGUUGUGUUAUUGAAUGAAAGUAUGACAGUAGCCUGUGAGUUAACAGUGUUGACUGUCUUAGAGUUGCAGGGAAUUUCAGAGCAUCUGUUAAGAGAGGAGACCAGAACAGGUUAGAUGGAGAAUCAUAAUCAUAGAGCACUACUGCAUGACUCUGUGUGAUAAUGAUGAUGGCAGUGGUGGGUGGCAGACAAUCAGUCUUUCUUUCUCUCUGUCCUCUGCAUUGUGUGGACUGAAGUGGGAGACAUAGACCUAGUUCAAAUUGUACAACUGAUGUACACAACGGUUGUUUCAAAUGCGUUGUAUAUCAGUUGUACAACCUGUGUGAACUAGGUCUUAUUGACUGAUGAUGGAAGGGGAGAGACGGCCAGACAGACUACCAAGUUACUGCAGGGCAGGAGAGUGUGGAUACACUACAGGGUGGUGGGAUGGAAAAGAGUGGAGCAGAAAGCAUUAUGACUGUGUUGUUCGGAAGGUCAACAGUUCAUUGCUAUCAACAAACCAAAGCUACACUGGGAAUGUUGUAGAAUAUAACAGUGGUUGCUAACAAAAAUACCCAUAUAGCCUUUUAUUAACCUAAAUACAAUAUGGUUUCUAAAUAUUCAUCACAUUAUAGUCCCUCUGAAAGACUAUCCAAGAUUGACGCUAUAUUUUGACCCCUUCUAAUCCCACACUCCAAAUGUAUUUUGCUUCACUCUUAUAUUGGUUGAGCCUCACUUUGUUUGGUUGAGCCUGCCCUGCCGGAUGCCAGAGCAUGUUCUAGUUGUGUUUGUGGGUGUGUCAACAUUUUUAAAUGGGGGCUGAGUGUCAUUGGCAUGGCAACCAUGGUGACGUGUCGCCGUGAGUGACCAGGCCGACGUGUGGAAUGCGCAGAAGGUGAAUCGAUGCGGACAGUGUCUGCAUGUCUUUCUUAUACCGCGCAUGGAGGGAUGCGCUUGCCUUGUGGCAGCAUGGGCCUACCCUGUACCAGCCAUGCCCUGUCAGUAACGGUUAGACCUUCUCUCUCUCCUACCCACCCCGCCUGGCAUUAUAAGGGGCAAACACAGGUGGGUUUGGAGAAGCAGAUGCACCUUACCCCCCAACCCCCAAGUUUGAGCCUCAUUCUGUCCCAGGUACACAGUUUCUCACUCUUACAUGCGAACAGGAAAAACACACACAGCACUUCUCACUCACAGACACUCACUCUGGAUAGACGUUGCCCCCCUAGGCAAAGGUCUAAGAUCAGGGGGAAACUGACCUUAGAUCAGUGUCCCAGAGCAACUUGAUCCUACUCCAAGACAAGCACAGGACAUCAAAGGAUGCCAUGUCAAGGCAUAUUCAGUUACACACCAUUGAUUAUACUGUAUUUGAAUAGACAUGAAGAAAAUGAACACAGGACUUAUAUCAAACAGGACCUAUAGGCUUACUAUAUAUAAGUAAGCCUUGUCCAGCCAGAACGGCCCUUAAAACAGCCCUUACUGUAUAUGCAUAUGAUUUAUUAUGUCAGUCAGCCCUUUACUGAAGAUCAGGGAAUCCUAUACUUCAAUUUUCUAAGCGGACCAUUAGUUGUCUAAUGUUGUGUGUAAUUGGUGAAUGUGAGGGGACUGGUACAGCCAGAGCAGCUGUUAAGACCUGUCUCUGCCUCUGUUCUGUUCCAGAUGAGAUGAACGACCACCAGAACACUCUGUCCUACGUUCUCAUCAACCCCCCUCCAGACACCAUGCUGGAGCUCAAUGACAUUGUGUAAGUACCAGCAAGAGAGGUGUCUCUUCUCUUUUCAGCCUUUCCUCUUUACACUAUCGGUACUAUACUGUACCAAGCUGUGUCGACUGUACACUAGCCUAGGUAUGGGACAGUACAGUUCUCUAGUAAUGUGUUCUAUAAAUAUCUGGAUGUGACCCAAGAGAGUUGGUUUUGCCCUCAUCUUGAUGGAGAUUUUUUAGUGGACUAUGAGAUAAAACUGGGUUAAUCACGAACAUAGAGUUAGAGUUCUUUGUUAUUGGGCCAGGAACUUAAUUGGAUCAUUUCACUGUGUGUGUGGGGGUUUGUGUAUGUUUCAAGGAUUUAGGGACCUGUCAUGUCCAACAAUCGGUCUUCAGGUCAAGCCCAGGAGAGCCAGGGUUGAACAGAGUUUAAACUAAACAUGAGUGUUUUUGCAAGACAGGGGAGUGAUUGAUUGUAGUACUAUGUGAUUCUGAACUGAAUGAAAGUCGAAUUUAGCCGCCACCAUAGACAAAGGGAGUGGGUGGAGCAAUAAAAGAGCGGGAAACUGAAGAAGGAGGGAUUUUAAAGCUAGGGUGUGUGGAGGGCACUAUAUAAGAUGGAGAGAGAGAGGAAGAGGAGGUGCCACUCUGCAGACCGGCAUCGGCUUUGUUGAAACUCUAAUAAAGUAAUAUCUUGAUGCAACAGAAACUCUGUAAGAACUUUGAUUUUCCACAACAAUCUCUCUCUAGGUACAUCAUCCGGUCCGACCCGCUGGCGGGGCCCGACGUGCCCGAGGACGCGGCCCAGGGUCAGAGCAGCGGCGGCGGCCGAAUGAGGCAGGACUUUGGCACAGAGACCAGGGAUGAGACCCACCUCUGA
Coregonus sp. 'balchen' is the source of this 42027-nucleotide messenger RNA. The record is from the annotation of a GenBank genome assembly. Lineage: Eukaryota; Metazoa; Chordata; Actinopteri; Salmoniformes; Salmonidae.